Molecule: messenger RNA, 3000 nt
Organism: Puccinia triticina
Lineage: Eukaryota; Fungi; Basidiomycota; Pucciniomycetes; Pucciniales; Pucciniaceae
Exons: 15
Coding region: 1-3000 (999 amino acids)
Biological process (GO): regulation of protein stability; protein deubiquitination
Cellular component (GO): nucleus; cytosol
Molecular function (GO): protein binding; cysteine-type endopeptidase activity; cysteine-type deubiquitinase activity
Source: RefSeq, a predicted model, not a curated record
AUGGAUCCCCUCAAAGGUGCCUCAAAUAUCAUUCCGGAUUCAUUGGCUUCACCCCCUCUGGAGCUAGAGAUUGUCUCUGUUGAUGAUUCUGAAGCAUUUGCAGCCAAGCACCUCUCUGAUCUUGGAAUUCCUGUCGAUGAUUUCAAAAAACACAGCUGGAGAAUAACGAACUAUUGUAACCUAGCGAAGCGUGUCACGAGUGACACCUUUACUGCCGGUGGUCAUGAAUGGAACAUUCUCCUGUUUCCCCAGGGAGCUUCUAAUGGACAGGCCAACAGCAUGGUUUCAAUUUACUUAAAUUACUUUGAUCCCGACAAGCAACCCGAGGGAUGGCAUGUUUGCGCCCAGUUUGCAUUGUCAAUUUCCAACCCGCACGACGGAACUUGUUAUAUUCAGUCUCAGGCGCAACAUCGAUUUACACACGAUGCACAGAAUUUUGGGUUUUCUGAGUUUGUUGAACUGCAGGAGGUCUUAGGUCCGGCCGACUCACGCGUCAAGCCUAUCAUAGAAAAUGACGAGACUAUCAGCACGGCGUAUGUGCGCAUUCUGAAGGAUGAGACAGGUGUACUGUGGCACAACUUUGCCAACUAUGACUCAAAAAAAGCAACAGGUUAUGUUGGAUUGAAAAAUCCAGGAGCCACUUGCUACCUGAACUCUGUCUUGCAGUCCCUUUCCCUUACAAAUGACUUCCGUAAAGCUAUUUACCAAAUUCCAACUGAGCACAAUAGCCCCAACUCUGUACUCCUGGCUCUUCAACACGUCUUUUAUCAACUGCAAACAUCCAAUCAACCUGUUGAGACAACUAAAUUGACAAAAUCUCUUGGAUGGAAGGCUCGUAAUGCAUUUCUGCAGCAUGAUGUCCAGGAAUUUUUGCGAGUGUUGCUGGAUAAAUUGGAAUGCAGACUGGAAGGCUCUCCUGCCGAGGGCAUAAUUCAAAGUCUCUUUGCUGGAAAGUAUAAAACAUACAUCAAGUGUAUGAAUGGUCACUACAAGACUAGCCAAGAGGAAAUGUUCCUCGACAUCCAACUAGAUAUUAAAGACCUUCAGGGAAAGCCAUUCAAAACGCUCCAAGAAUCAUUACAAGCUUACAUCACGCCUGAGACAAUGGAUGGUGAAAACAAAUACGACGCUGGCGCUGACCAUGGUCUACAGGUUGCCCAAAAAGGGGUCAUCUUCUUGGAGUUUCCUGCCGUACUGCAUCUUCAUCUGAAGUGGUUCGAUUAUCAUCUUCCAACACAUAAGCAGGUCAAGAUCAAUAAUCAACAUGAGUUCCCAUUUGAACUUAAUCUUGCGCCUUAUUUGGAUGAAUCGGCCAACAAAUCACUCAACUGGAACUACCUGCUCCACAGUGUAUUCGUCCAUUCCGGAGAUGUCCACCGGGGGCAUUAUUUUGUCCUAGUCAAACCAGACCCCAAGUCUAAAUGGUAUAAAUUUGAUGAUGGGCAGGUGACCCCUGUCACGGAUCAAGAAGUUUUUGAGGAGAACUUUGGAGGCAAGCUUAUUACCAAUGGUCCUCUCGUUAGCGCAGGAGGUGAAGGUGACACAAAAAAUGCCUACGUGCUAGCGUAUGUCAGAGAAUCGGCGGUGGCAGACCCGCUUGCCCCCAUUACCCAGGCUGACACUCCUAACCACCUUAUGCAUGAUCCAAAGAAACGGGGAGAGCAGGCAGCUAAGAAAAAACGGGAGAAGGAAGAAAUACACCCUGAAAUCACCGUUAAAAUUAUUACAGAUGAAACUUUCCGAUUACAUGAUGGUUUGGAUCUGGCGCUGUUUGAUGAUGAUAGGAAGAUGCUCCCUUCCAGACUUCCAAUGUUUAGUGUGGCAAGAGAGCAACCUUUUCAGGAAUUCAAAUCCAACCUUGCUCACAAUCUGGGUUACCAACCCAACAAAAUCCGUCUCUGGGUGCUGAUCAACCGCAAAAACGAGACUGUCCGGCCAGAAGCUGUUGUACCUGAGGAUGAUCCCAAACUCACAAUGGAGACCGUUUGUGUCAAUAUGGCUUUAAAAGCUCCAGACCUCAAGCUUUAUCUCGAAGUUCUUGAUCCGGCACCCCAGGCACCGCCUGUUGAAUCCAAGGAAAGGCUGAUGAUUUUUCUCAAGUAUUUUGAUGUUAUGGCUCAGUCAUCAGCUGGAGUUGGUCACUUUUAUGUCCAUCCUGAUCAAAAAGUAGGAGAUAUAAUCCCUCUUGUGAACAAACGCAUGAACUUCGCCGAAAAUCAGCCCUUAAAGCUUUAUGAGGAAAUUAAGCAUGGAUUGAUUGUUCCAAUGCAACACAAAGAAACCUUUGAAAAACGUAAAACAAGGAAUGGAGAUAUUACUUGCUUUCAGAUCAAACUUCCUGACUCAAUACUUGCCUCAAUGCACACCAAACGGUUCUAUCUCAAUCCUUUGGGAUUCUAUGACCAUUUCACUAAGUGGGUUUCAGGUCAAUUUGAACCCCGUGAUGGCAAUGUGGCCACAACAUCAGAAAUCUCAAAAGAUGAGCACGCUGCUGGAACCUCGGUGUUAAAAGAGAAUCUCAACAAGUCCAAUAAAUUUCAUGGUCCAAAACGCCAUCAACCUCCCCCAAAGUACUCUAGUCUGGCGGAGAAGAGAUUGGCAAAGCGGAAGAGGGGAUCGGCACGGGAUUCCGAAAAGGACUACCAUCAUAUCCUUGUUUCUCUUCCAACCAAGGAAAACCCGGGACGACGACCUUUUAUGCGGCUUCCAAUACCUGGACCAAAGACUGCCCAAAAGGUCCAAACUCCUGGUAACAUUCCUCACUUCCUUCUAGAAACUCAUUCAUUUGAGAAUCCACAAACAGAAGUUUUCUACCAGCUCUUCCAAAUUAUCCAGACGUUUUUCAAGAUGGCUCUCAAUCGGAACCCACUUACCAAAGACCCAAACAUGCUAGGUGGUUCAAUGCGUGGGAUUGGGUUUCAGCAAGGGUGUGAUGAGGGCAAAUUGGGUGGUGAGCUCUUUCUCUUUUUUCUUUCCUUGGACUCUUGGUUGCACCAGUAA